Erinaceus europaeus (western European hedgehog) is the source of this 2048-nucleotide messenger RNA. It is a transcript of the gene GPR152, whose product is annotated as G protein-coupled receptor 152. The record is from RefSeq and is a predicted model, not a curated record. The transcript has 2 exons. Gene Ontology annotation, cellular component: membrane. Gene Ontology annotation, molecular function: G protein-coupled receptor activity. NCBI's taxonomy places the organism in Eukaryota, Metazoa, Chordata, Mammalia, Eulipotyphla, Erinaceidae. The coding region runs from base 1 to 1779 and encodes 592 amino acids. Gene Ontology annotation, biological process: G protein-coupled receptor signaling pathway.
AUGUGCUCCUCUGGCUCUCUCCUGGCCCCUAGGUGGCCCCUGAAGUCCUGCAUAGAGGCCAACUGCCACAGAGGUGAGGACCAUGGACCAGAGAGGGGCAGUGGCUGGCUGGGAGACACACAGCACCUGCUGACGCGACAGGGGACCCGGAGCCCACCGAAGGACACAGCCAUGGGGGCCCUCCUGGGCACCACAGGCCUCGCACCCCGUUCGGAGGCAGAUGACGAGGACUCGUACCCACAGAGCGGCUGGGACACGGUGUUCCUGGUGGCGCUGCUGCUCCUGGGGCUGCCGGCCAACGGGCUGGUGGCGUGGCUGGCUGGCUCACAGGCCCGGCAGGGCGCGGGCACCAGGCCGGCCCUGCUGCUGCUCAGCCUGGCCCUGUCCGACUUCCUGUUCCUGGCGGCGGCCGUCUUCCAGAUCCUGGAGAUCCAGCAUGGGGGGCACUGGCCGUUGGGCACGGCCGCCUGCCGCUUCUACUACUUCCUGUGGGGGGUGUCCUACUCCUCUGGCCUCUUCCUGCUGGCCGCCCUCAGCCUGGACCGCUGCCUGCUGGCGCUGUGCCCGCGCUGGUACCUGCGCCGUCGCCCGGCCCGCCUGCCGCUCUGGGUGUGCGGCGGCGUGUGGGUGCUGGCCACCCUGUUCAGCGUGCCCUGGCUGGUCUUCCCCGAGGCCGCCGUCUGGUGGUACGACCUGGUCAUCUGCCUGGACUUCUGGGACGACGAGGAGCUGCCGCUGCGUGUGCUGGAGGUGCUGGGCGGCCUGCUGCCCUUCCUGCUGCUGCUCCUGUGCCAUGUGCUCACGCGGGCCCGCGCCUGCCACCCCUGCCGCCCCUGCCGCCCCGGCCGGCCGGCGGCCUCCACGCCCCAGGGCUUCGCACGCGUGGCCUCCACCCUGCUGUCGGCCUACGUGCUGCUGCGGCUGCCUUACCAGCUGGCACAGCUGCUCUACCUGGCCUUCCUGUGGGACGUGUACCCCGGCCAGCUGCUGUGGGAGGCGCUGGUCUACUCAGACUACCUGGUCCUGCUCAGCAGCUGCCUCAGCCCCUUCCUGGGCCUCCUGGCCAGCGCUGACCUGCGCGCCCUGCUGCACGCCCUGCUCGCCUCCUUCGCCGCCGCGCUGUGCGAGGAGCAGCCGGGCAGCCUCAUGCCGGCUGGGCCGCAGACCCAACUGGACGCUGGCCAGAGCCCUCCGGGACCCUCGGCCGAGGCCCAGCCACGGGUGGACUCCACGGUGCAGCUGGAGAACCCCACAUUCCAGACAUGGCUGAACCCCACAGCCCAGCCCCGGGCAGACUCUACAGUCCAGCUGCAGGAUAACCCCAAGGCCCAGGCCCAGGAGGAACCUCCAGCCCAGCUGCUGAACCCCAGGGCCCAGCCACAGGAGGACCCCAAGUCCCAGUCACAGGCAGACCCCACAGCUCAGCCCCAAGCAAAUCCUGGGGCCCAGCCCCAGGUGGACCCCACAGCCCAGUUGCAGAACCCCGUGGGCCAGCCCCAGGCAGUCCCUGAGACCCAGCAACAGGAGAGCCCCAAGGAACAACCACCGUUGGAUUCUGUGGCUCAGCCACAGGUGAACCCCCUGACCCAGUCCCAGGGGAACCUGGAGGCCCAGCCCCCAGAACCGCCCACCAGCUCUGCCCCCCACCCCUGUGAGGAACCCUCCCCAGCAGAUCCCACUCCUGAGACCCCCAAGGACUCUCCCUUGCCUUCUGUCUCUGAAGGGGAAAGCCCCCCCAAGUCCCCCUCAGAGGAGACCCCCAGCACCAGCCCCACGUGAGGGCACAGGAAGGCCCAGUCACAGGUCAGGGGAAGCUGGAGGGAGACCAGACACUGGCCAGUGAGCAGAGGGGGUUGAGCAGGAAGCGGACUGGAAAAUCCCACAGCUCUCAGGGGCCCUGAGGUGGGGGGAGGGGGACAAGCAGCCUGGUGUGAGUGCAGCUCCCUGCCCCCCCACACACACACAGGCCUAACACCCCUGUCCUACCCCACCCCCCACAGCGGCCCUGUCACAGCGCCUGGUGUCCUGAGGCUCUGCCCUGGAGCCCC